AUAUUAGUGCAAUAUGUGAUGAAUCCAUGCUUGAAAAGUUAAUGCCAGAUUCUGUAAACUUAAUGUUAAUAUCAGUAACAAGCUCUCUUGUUGCUUCGAUGACAUGCUUAAACAAAGAUGCUUUAGCGAAA
Messenger RNA from Cetraspora pellucida, 131 nucleotides. Lineage: Eukaryota; Fungi; Glomeromycota; Glomeromycetes; Diversisporales; Gigasporaceae. The record is from the annotation of a GenBank genome assembly.